AGUGAGUUAAUCAGCAGCAUUGCUUCAGGAAAAAUUCAAAAAAAUGGAGUAUGUAUUCUACCGAAUGGACGUCCACUUAAGAAGGCGAUUCGUAAAGAGUAUCGUAUGAUGAGCGAUAAAGAACGUGAACGUUUUCACGCAGCCAUCAUACACCUCAAACGAAAUGGUGAAUUCGAUAAGAUGGCUAUAAUUCAUGCGCAGUUUUCGAUCAGUGGUGGUGCACAUUCUGGACCUGCGUUCCUACCAUGGCAUCGGGAAUUCAUGAAAAGAAUGGAAAUCGCCCUGCGACAAAUCGAUCCAGAUCUAUCGCUACCGUAUUGGGACUCCACGCUGGACUCACAUUUGCCUGAACCAAAAGAUGCUGUUUUAUGGACGGAGGGUUUGUUGGGAACAACAGAUCAAGAUGGACAUGUCGUAACGGGGGAUUUCGCCGAUUUUGUUACUUUUCAAAAUCAUCCGCAUAUAACACGAAAAGUCGGAGCGCAGGGAUUGCCAUUCCGAGACAGUGACAUUGAAUAUGUUUUAGCACAGCAUCGCAUUGAGAAGGUACUCGCUCACACAGCACCACAUGAGGGAUGCCAGUUCAAGGCUGAAUACGAUGCGUUAGAGUAUACGCAUGGAAAUGUGCACAUCUAUGUUGGUGGUGAUAUGUUCGAGCCUUAUACGUCCGGAAAUGAUCCUGUUUUCUACCUAUUGCAUUCGUUUGUAGACUUCAUUUGGGAAAUUUAUCGGCAACGUAAACAGUCGCGUUAUGAACGAGAAAGGAUGUACCCUGCAGAUAAUCAGCUUUGCAGUAGUGCUCUACACUUUGGAUCUGCAUUAAUGCGACCGUUUGAACCGAAGCGUAACGUUGAUGGUUUAAGCAAUAAAUACACUGAUAAUCUUUAUGAAUUUGCACCAAGACCAAGCUGUAUCAACGGACCCACUUGUGGAUCGAAGUAA
This is a messenger RNA of Anisakis simplex (herring worm), 942 nucleotides long. NCBI's taxonomy places the organism in Eukaryota, Metazoa, Nematoda, Chromadorea, Rhabditida, Anisakidae. The record is from the annotation of a GenBank genome assembly.